AUGGGUUUUUUCUCGUCCAGGAAAGCCGAAGACAACGAGAACUAUGUCAUUGCAACCACCGGCGGCACAGGUGACAAGUCUGUCGUUCAUGUUAUUCGUUCAAGAUUCUACGGUCGGAAGGGCAAAGAACGCGAAGAAGAACCACCGACAUAUCUUUCACCUGACGCCUCCGUGGCUCAGACCCCCGCGACUAGCGCCUCCCCCUCCGCUCCACGAACUAGUACUUCAAACAGGUCAGCGGGUCCUAGCGUACUACGUAACCAAAAUGAUCACUCCCUGCCGUCAACCCCCUCAAAGAAGAAGCCGUCACCAUUGUCUUCCCCCAUCACCACAACCCGAGUCCGAGAUGACGCCCAUCUCAAAGCUACGAGCGCCGUUCCUCGAAAAACGACAGAUACGGUUACGGUUACGUUGGCGGAGCGACUCAACGAGCUGGCCGUUGCGAAUUCAGAGGGUCUGUUAAACGACGAUGAAUAUCGCUUAUUGCGUCAAAAUUUAUUCGAGAGGUUCGCGACUAGCACUGCAGUCCCAACAGAAAACCCAGUCGUUCCAGCUGCUCGCCCCCGACCCAAUAAGACUGGGGCUUCACCGGAUGGACAGGUUCCGUCUCGUCCUCUGUCAAAUUUUCACAUAGACGUUCCACGACCGACUUCGAUCCAUUCAAGGAAUUCCAUGGCAUCUGGAGUAGCUGAUCUCUUUCGUCGCGCUACAGGUAGAACAGCGUCGUCUGGUACGAAAGAAAUUAGCGACACCUCCAGUGUAUGGUCAGCCACAUCCACUGCCUCCAAUAUAUUCAAGCUACCGCGCGUUCUCUCAAGAAAAGGGAGCGUUUCCUCCGUGCGAACGGACACCUCGCGCGCUCAAGUUGACACCAUCUCUAUAUCUUCCCGCAGAGGAGGGCACGCCAGCUCGAGUCAAGGCCAUUCAGACACAUCCCAUUUUUCUCCAACCUCGCGGUCUACGGCUGCAAGCAUCAGGCGAAUGGCCACUCCACCUUCUUCCUUCCCUGGACGGAUCAUAGGGCAGGAGCCUAAAAUUUCAAGAAAUAUUUAUAACGUGUUCGACGAAGAUAAUCUCAAGACUUCCCAAGAAAUAAAGGACGAGAUAAUGGCAGUCGAAGCUGAAGCAAAGCGGCUUAUGGAUGCUUUCAGUGGGCUGGAGUUGACAACGUUGACAAAGAACCAGCGACACCACAUUCGUCCUACUCUAAGGUCAUCAGAAUGGGGCAAAGGAAGUACCGGAGAGUCUAAUUGGACGGGUUCGAAUGGGAGGUCUCGCAUUGACCUUCUCGAUAAUGAUGGUCUUUCCGUUCAAUCGGGUACAUCUGGAGGUACCUCCCCCUCAUUUGAUCCUUCCUCCAUGUCGCGGUCUGCGUAUUCCGUCCGCAAAGCUGGCCGACUUAAGGCUACCCCCAACCAAUUGUUGUCCAUGAGUUCAAAAUCGAGACCAAGUUCGUUGCGUCGCGAGAACUCAUCUUCGAGCGUCACGUCUAUGGAAAAAAGGGGUGGCAGAGUUGUGAAACCUCCACCAGUGCCUGUCUUGCCUAUGAUGCAUCUACACUCAGCAAGCCGUUCCAAUGUUAGCCUUGCCGCCAGGAGUAGUGUAGGGUAUCUUCCGAUUAUGCCUGAGGAGGAUAAAUCCAUGUCCGGCACAGAUACCUUGAGACUGGAACAGGACGAGGACGACGAAAUGGAGGACAUUCGACGGCGUCGAGAGGAGGUCAGCGUUCGAUACGAGGCACGUUUGGAGUACUUGCGAGCCAAGCUGAAGGGCGCGCAGUUGCACGAGAAGCUCUUGAGGAAGUAG
This is a messenger RNA of Laccaria bicolor S238N-H82, 1806 nucleotides long. RefSeq lists its product as uncharacterized. The transcript has 5 exons. Lineage: Eukaryota; Fungi; Basidiomycota; Agaricomycetes; Agaricales; Hydnangiaceae. The record is from RefSeq and is a predicted model, not a curated record. The coding region runs from base 1 to 1806 and encodes 601 amino acids.